Messenger RNA from Cyprinodon variegatus (sheepshead minnow), 3156 nucleotides. RefSeq names its product REM2 and RAB-like small GTPase 1 (gene cplane2). Bases 470 to 1231 code for a protein of 253 amino acids. Gene Ontology annotation, molecular function: GTPase activity; GTP binding. The record is from RefSeq and is a predicted model, not a curated record. Lineage: Eukaryota; Metazoa; Chordata; Actinopteri; Cyprinodontiformes; Cyprinodontidae. The transcript has 5 exons.
GUUGCUAUACGUAGAAUAUUUGAGUUGAAAUAUUUGAAUAGCAACACUCACGUAACUUUAAAGAUAAAAAAAGAAAUUUGGUCUGAGUAAAACUUUAGUUUACUUCAACCUCUCACAUCCAAACCUUAACCCUAUUCUUGUAUUGACACGUGUUUUAUGCAAAUAAAAGAGGUAUGGUAAAAAAUUAAUAAAUAAAUAAAUAUUUUUUAAAAAGCGGUAUGGUCGAGUCCGGAAGACCUUGAAGGCAGCAUCUAAACGGAAGUGACGUACGUGGUUGUCAAGGAAGCGAUUCAUGUUUACGGAAUCUCUUUUUUACAAAAACGGUAGUCCACGUUAUCUCAUUUUGUCUGUAUAGUUGUUCUGUUUUUCUGUAUUUAAGUGAAGAGGAGUCUUUUUAAAACAGAAUCCAGGCAACUAAACAAAGACGUGUAUUUGCUCUUGGAAGGAAAACGAAAAGUUUCGGAAGCUAAUGAUGGAAAGCGUUCCUCCUACUGGAUCAUUUAUAGUACCUGACUGGCAUCGAUGUAAAGAAAGCAAGGAAUAUUUCAACAAAAUAUUGCACAAGAAGAAACAAAGACAGUUUGGUCUGUUGGAGUCUCCCAUGAUGCCCCCGCAUGCAGCAGUGGACACAGUUCAUUAUAAGAUUUUCAUCUCCGGUAAGAGCGGAGUCGGGAAAACUACUCUUGCUGCCCGCCUCGCUGGCUUGAAUAUUCCCAAAAUGCACCAUGAAACUACAGUUGGAGGUAUUCAGACCACGGUGGUUUACUGGCCUGUGAAGCUGAGAGAAAAUGGCAGAGUGCUUUUCUUUCGUCUGCAGCUGUGGGACUGCGGAGAGAACGCCUUACGCAGAUUUGAUCAUUUGCUCCCGUCCUGUCAGGAACAGGUGGAUGCCGUUCUGUUUCUUUUCUCCUUCACUGACAGGACUUCCUUUGAAGAUUUGUCCAAUCAGAUUCUUAAAUGGACUGAACAGUCUGAUGGCUGUCUUGUCAAAGUGGUGGUUGGCACAAAGUUUGACCUCUUCAUGCACUGUGAUGUAGCAGAGAGAGACCUCAGAAAAUUCCAGGAGACCUGGAGGAUACCUGUUCUCCGUUCGGGGGGAGAAGUCAGCGACGGGCUGGGUGACGUAGCCCUGAUUCUCAACUGCCUCGCUGAGAAUCUGUGGCAUCAGGACUGUGUUAAAGCAAGAGCAGUCAGUCAGCAUCCGCAACAUGAGGCAGGAGCUCUCAUUUAAGGCUCAGGUCAAAGCCUUUUCAGUACAAGACAGAACUUAAAGUGGCAGCUACCAUCUUAUUAGACACAGUUAUGACAAGAAGUGUCAAGAGAGGAUUUCUAUGACCUGACAUAUAUAAUGGAUCUUUUUAGAAAAAAGUUACAAGCUCAUAUUUUUAUAUAUGAACCAUUUCUGUAGAUUCUUCCUCUGUAUUUUAUGCCAAGAUGAUUAAGUAGUCCAUGAACCUUUUAGGUUUUCGCUAAUCUGAGUUCAGCUAGUGGGAAAACUAGCAUAACUGCAUGCAAUAACUUGUUGGAAUGCAUCUUAAGGAAACCUGUCUCACAAUUUGAUAAAUCAGUCAGCUAUGUUCUAUACAUAACUACAAUGCAAAAUCAACUGAAGCUUCAAUAGGGAAACCAUUUGAAAAGAAUGUCACUUAGCAUUAAUACCAGUUUAUUGCCAUAGAUCACAGCUUGACUUAAAGAUGCAUGAAUCAGAAUUUCAGGUACCAUCUUGCAAACGUUCAGUGUCAAGUUCUCAUUUACUGAACUGUAACUUUGUUUACCAACUUAAAAAUUGACCAUGAAGUAUUUUGGGCUUUAUAAGAUUAAUAAUUUUUUUUGCAGAUAUAGCCUUUGUCUUCAAUGUUAAUGCAGCUAAAUUUAAGAUUGUGUUUCAUGUGAAUUUUGAAAAGAAUAUUAAAGUCUUUGUAGAGGCCAAGCCAAUGCAUUAAGCCACUGAGGCGCAUUAAUAGUUGACGCGCUGCUUGCUGUCUUGUCAGAAGAAUUAUAGAGUCCACACUGCUGAUUGUGCAGAUCAUCCAUUUUAUUUUCUUACAUUUAUUCCAUUUCCACUCUUGACAUAUUUCCAUUAUUUCCAUACGUCCGUUGACAGCCUAAUACUUCAGUAAUCAAAAACUGUUUAGUCCUUCUGGGUGAACACCCGUCUCAUAAACAAAAGGUUCCGUACUUCUAGACAGAUUAACCAAAAAUGUAAUCACCCUGCUCCUAUAGUGUUGACAGGAUAGGUUGUAUUCAAGAAUCAAAAACUGAUUUUGAACAGUCAGCCCUCUCAGAAAGGCAUGAUUAACCUACCUGCAGUAUUUAAACCUACAUUUCUAAGAGAUAAAAAUAGGUUUUAAGUUGAUAAAUAGAUCAAUUAGCACAUUUCACCAAUGAUUUUAACGUUUUAUUUUAUUUAGAAUUUACACAUUAUGUAGACCACAUCCGAUUAUGCUCAAUGUUUUCCAUGUUUGGCCCCAAGUCAAAAUAAAAAUUCACUUUUAUCCCUCUGAUCAAUCGUAAAGUCUCUCCUCAGCCCUGAAGAGAUUAGGCUGUUCCAUCCAAUCGCUACAGCUUAAAGAGGCAGUUGCAACCCCCUGACAAAAGUACAUACUGUGUAUGUAUAUUGCAUUUAUGUAGUCCAUUUAUGGGGCCUCCUGCAUGUGGCUCAGUUUUUAAAAAGAAGCGAAAGUUGCUCAGUUAUGUCAUCCAGGUUGGUUUUGUAGCUGCUGCAAGUUAUGAUUCAACCAAGGGGAGACUUGUGACUUUUAACAUCUGCGGUACAAGUUGUUUUACCACAGGAUGAUUUUUUUUAUUGAACCGCUAUACAAUUUCAGACUGAUUAUAAAAAUCUUUAUUCAUAAAACAUAUUGCUUAAAUUAAGAAAAAUUGUGAAACCCUUUGAACUUCCUUCAACAUUUUGGAACAUUUCUACAAAAGUGCCAAGAACUGAUAAUUUAGGUGCACCCAGGUGUGAAGAAUUUAACAUGAAAUGAGGGAUAAAACUCUAAAAUACAAAAAAGAUGCAACUUUUCAUUUAGAAACAGCCAUUACUUCUUAGAAAGGGCCUUUAUCCAUUCCUCCUUAUCGAAGCUGCAAAAAAGUAUAAAAGAUUUACUGCCAGUUAUGAUACAUAAAUUAAAAACUUUUUUCCCCAUUUUACCU